Molecule: messenger RNA, 2262 nt
Organism: Hyla sarda
Lineage: Eukaryota; Metazoa; Chordata; Amphibia; Anura; Hylidae
Product: acyl-coenzyme A thioesterase THEM4-like
Exons: 6
Coding region: 129-905 (258 amino acids)
Source: RefSeq, a predicted model, not a curated record
GGGAUUGGGGUGUAUGAGGAGACACAGCCUAGGGAUUGGGAUGUCACCCCUUACCCUGUUCCCCACGUUCUGGGUCUCACCCUUCACCUCCUUCGGUCCUGUCCCGGGUGUCACCUUUCACCUGUGUCAUGUCUCCCGCUAUACGUUCCCCUGCAGCUGCCAUCACUGUCCUCUCUCUCUCUCUCUCCAGCUCGCUGACAGUUCACAUUAUGCUUCACAUCUGCUCCCGGCUGCUCGGUGGAGGCGCUGUCCUCUGUCUCCGGACCUCACGGUCGCACACAGGCCCCGCCCCUGUGCGCUGGUUUUCGGUCGGACGCCCUUCUCAUGGGCCGCAGGAUUACAGUCUACCUAACGCCACGUGGAGCCGAAACACACGAGAUCUGUACGAUAAGUACGAGGAGCUGAGCAAAACCGGAGGCUGGAGGCGGAUAAAGUCCUAUAAUAGCAGCGUCCAUCAUAUGUCAGAUCAGCCCCCGGUAGGCGACAGGGUCACCCGUCUCUUCACCAGGAACAUUGACCAGGACGGUUUGGGCUUCGAGUAUUGCAUGUUCUAUAAUGUGGCUGAGAAGAGGAUGGUCUGUAUAUUCCAGCCGGGCCCCUACCUGGAGGGCCCCCCGGGUUACACACAUGGCGGCUGCAUUGCCACCAUGUUGGACAGCACGCUCGGUGCAAUAGCAGUGUACGUUUACGGACACGUCAUGACGGCCAAUCUGAAUAUCAACUACCGCAAUCCCAUCCCCUUAGGCUGCACCGUACUCGUGGACGGUCACUUGGAGAAGUUGGACGGGCGGAAGGUGUUCACACGUGGCCAGAUCCGGAGCUAUGAUGACCGCACGGUACACACGGAGGCCACAGGUCUCUUCAUCACGUUGAACUGCCCGGAUGAAGGAGGCAGUGCGGACUGAGGUGUAACCCCCCCCCAAGCUCAGUGACCACCGUCUGCCCGGGUAAAGGGGUCUUCAGUGUCCGGCUGUAGAUCCCCCCUGUGAAGAUUCAUUCCCGGUACUCUAGAUCUAUGGAGAUGUCCAUUGUUUGAGGUGUAUUAUACCAUGUGACCAGUAGGGGGCGCACCGCACUAAAGAACUGUCCUCUAUCUCUGCUCACUAUAUCAUGAACAGCUCUGCAACUUUCCAAUACUGUCUAGAGGUCUGACUGCUGGGGGCGCCACCGAUCCCGAGGGCGGAGGUCAAACAUCCCUGAAUGGAUGGAACAUCAGCACCACCGCCACUCUCUUCUGUCUGCUACGUCUCGCAGCUGAGGGUUUGUUACAGUAGUAUCCAUUCAAGAUGAUGCAUUGUAACAAACCCUCAGAAAUUUGUGCUGUGUUAUGGCUCAUGGAAGAUCGUCUCUGCGGGAAGGGAUUGUAGCAAACCUUCAGCAGUGAGGACAAGGUCAUGUGACCUGCAACUACUCAUGUAUUAUAAUUUGGAAUUUAGGUGACUGGUUGAGCCGCAGUUACGUCACAUUAUCGGUGGUUUCCUAACUGCGACCCUCUAGUUGUUGCAAAACUACAACUCCCAGCAUGCCCGGACAGCCGUUGGCUGUCCGGGCAUGCUGGAAGUUGUAGUUUUGCAACAGCUGUAGGGCCGCAGAACGUCCAAGUAGGGUCUAGAGUAGUGUUUCCCAACCAGUGUUGCUCCAGCUGUUGCAAAACUACAACUCUGUCCAGGCAUGCUGGGAGUUGUAGUUUUGCAACGGCUGGAGGUCCUCAGUUUAAAGCCCACUGCAUUAGAUGUACAUUGCCCAGGCCUAAGUGUAAUGUGCAUCCCACACAGAAAACCGGCGUGAAACCAAAAAUGGCCGCUGGCGUUUAUUUGGAAGUUGCAGAACAGUUCUUCGCAUUUCACGGUUUGGCGGACAUACUUUUAUUUUUUUUAUAUUUAUUUUAUAUAUUUUUUUGAAAAUUUAAGCAAGAAAUUUUUAGUCCAUGUUGUGAUCAAUGGCCAGUGCCGGUUCUGCUGCCCGCCCGCCCGCAGCGUUACAAAACGCCAUCCGCAUCACCGGCAGAUUUAUGGUAAAGUCAAUGGGGAAAAUAUAUAUUUCAUUUUUUUUGUAUUUAUAAUAUAUAGACAGGUUGACACAUAUAUAUAUUUAUUAGUUUUUUCCGUGUUUUGGCUAAAAAAAAAAAAAUAACUGAUCUAAAUUUAUUUAUAACAGAAGGAUUUGUGGAUUUGUAACUAUUUUGUGUUAUGGAUCCGCUCCUGGUUUGGGCUGAUGAAGAUAUUACCUGGUGUGAACGGAGGCCAAGGCCAGACGCUGACG